AUGGCGGGGUCCGCGGCGGCUCCGGGAGGGCGGCUGGGCGCGUGCUUAGAGGUGCUGGCAGCCGCCACGGCCCAGCCCCAGCGCUUCCUCAGCGUUCAGGAUGGACUUGCCAGUGACUUCAUCUCGCUAACAAAAACAUUAUAUGAUUUCCACAAAGCUCUUGGGACUGAUGUUCUUUCUGGAAGUCCUUUAAAGGAGCUGGUGAUAGAUAACUUUGAUGAAGAACAGAUCUGGCAACAGCUAGAACUCCAGAAUAAUGCAGCUCUGGGCUACUUCAAGAGAGCUGUUGCUAGAAACGUGGAGGAGGAGGGAGAUCUCUGCCUUCUCCCAGAGUUAGAGGAGGAUGGGUCUGUUGUAGGGGAUAGUGAGAAGCAGAUGGAUAGUGAGGACCAGGCGGAAGAAGACUCAGAUCUGAACAGCGAUCACCUUGAAGAGGAAUGCGAGCUUGAAGAAAAGAGAAGUCCACUAGGAACAGUGAAAAGCCAUGCAUUUAGUGACGAGGAUUCCGAUAUGGACUUCGACAUUGAUAAAUUAGAGCAGCAAACCCGAAUGUCAAAGAGCAUCAUAAAAAAAACAGGAGAGGCAUCCAUCGUGGAUGACAGAUUUUUCAAACUAUCUGAGAUGGAGGCUGCUUUGGAUGCUGCAGAGAAAAAAGAAAACAGAGAGAAGGAUGAAGAUGAAGACGAUGGAAUAGAUUAUUUUGAGGACGUUCUUUCGGAGGAGGAUGACGAGGAAGAGGAAUUUGGACACGCCAAAAUGAAGCUAAUUAAAAGUGCUCGUGAUGUUAAAUACCAAGAUUACUUUGAUCCUGUGGACGAUCCGGAAGGCUUUUCAGGUGAACACAAGUCCAGUGAAGACGGCCAGAGUGAAGGAGCAGAAAAUGACACUGACGAUGAUGACGAUGGAACUGCUAAUGAAAUUGAGGAAACGGAUGAAAUCAGACAGACAGAGACUGGAAAAAACAAAGAACCUUCCAAAAGAGUGACAUUCACCUUGCCGGAUGACAGUGACAUGGAAGAAGUUAUGGACACAUUCCAGGGAAAGACAAACCUUUCCCCUCAAAUGAAAUCGUCCUUUGAGAAAAGGCAGGAAAAGAUGGGUGAAAAAAUUAAGUCGUUGGAAGAGGAGCUGCUGAUGGAGAAACCUUGGCAAUUGAAAGGUGAAGUGACUGGACAAAAGCGGCCCGAAAACAGCCUUUUGGAAGAAAUGCUUCUUUUUGACCAUGCCGUGAAAAUGGCUCCAGUAAUCACAGAAGAAACAACUCUUGAGCUUGAAGAUAUUAUCAAGAGAAGGAUAAAAGAUCAGGCUUGGGAUGAUGUUAUCCGUAAAGAAAAACCAAAAGAAGAUCCCUAUGAAUAUAAGAAGCGGUUGACUCUGGAUCAUGAGAAAAGCAAACAGAGUCUUGCUGAAAUUUAUGAGCAAGAAUAUUUGAAACUUAACCAGAAAAAAACUGAAGAGGAAGAAAAACCUGAACAUACAGAAAUCCAGAAAACGAUGGAUGCCCUCUUCCUCAAGCUGGAUGCUCUUUCCAAUUUCCACUUCACACCCAAGCCACCUGUGCCAGAGGUUAAAAUUGUCUCCAACCUCCCAGCGAUAACCAUGGAAGAAGUAGCACCAGUGAGUGUCAGUGAUGCUGCUCUCCUCGCUCCAGAAGAGGUCAAGGAGAAGAACAAAGGUGGAGAUAUGAAAACGGAUGCCGAAAAGACUCCAACCGACAGGAAAAGGGAGAGGAGGAAAAAGAAGCUCGUGAAGCGCAUGAAGCUGAAGGAAAAGGAGAAACGGCAAAAACUGCUGGAGAAAAAUUCAGAACAAAGCAAGUUAAGCAAAAAAGCUUCAGCUGUGCAACUCAAAAAGCUCACGAAGGAGGGGAGAACCUCUUUACUCAAGGAUGAUGGCAAAGACAAGGUUUUGAAGUCCUCCAGGGCGUUCUUUUCUCAGUUGCAAGAUCAAGUGAGAAUGCAAAUUAAAGACGCUAAGAAAAGCCAGAAGAAACCGAAGAAACGAGAACUCUCUGCCCAGAAGCUGAAGCUGUAAUAUAUUAUGCAUGCACUAUUUUGUAUAAAUUAAAAUAAGGGUUAUGUGUUUUUUCCCUAA
Molecule: messenger RNA, 2094 nt
Organism: Elgaria multicarinata webbii
Lineage: Eukaryota; Metazoa; Chordata; Lepidosauria; Squamata; Anguidae
Gene: MPHOSPH10
Product: M-phase phosphoprotein 10
Exons: 11
Coding region: 1-2034 (677 amino acids)
Biological process (GO): rRNA processing
Cellular component (GO): sno(s)RNA-containing ribonucleoprotein complex; Mpp10 complex; small-subunit processome
Source: RefSeq, a predicted model, not a curated record